UCUAAGGAGGUUGGCCCUGAAUAUGGCAUUGGUUAUUUCCGUGUACUAACGUAGUCAUUAUUUAACUAUUUAAGCGAUCGGUCGUGUCUUCCUAUAUGAAAAUGAAACUAAUUUCCUACCAAGUGAAUACGCGACCAAAAUAUUUGUAGACUGAUACAAACAUACAUUUUUUUCCCAUCGGGCCAUAGUUUGCCGCCAAUUGAUAAUUACAGUGCCAUCAGAAAUUACGUCCGUUCGACUUUGUUUUUAUCUUGUUUGUCCGGUAAUUAUCAAAAAUAAUGGUGAAAUGUGCCGAGUAAAUUAGGACAGUACGAUUUAUGAAAAUGGAGGCUUUAAUUAAAGAAGGAAAAGGUGUUUAACAACAGCUACGGUGGAUUUGAAACAUGUCAGCCACUCAUAUCCAAGUCGUGAAGUGGAGCUUUCCUGCUUUCGCGCUCAUUAUCGGUCUCCUCUGGUACAGACGUCGUCGAGUAGACAGAACUGAUCCAGGUGGAAUUAACACUCCAGAUAAUAGCGACAAAAAUUUUGCGAAUCGCAAAAAAGAAGUUGCCUCGUCAAAGUCUAACUCGAAUUUUUACGAUUCGGGCAUACAAUUUGACGAAACGUCCUCGUUGAAUUCUUCCAAUCAAUUGAUAGAGGAAAUCGUUUGUAGUCCUAGAAAACGAAGCGAAAGUUUAGAUAUACCUAUGAGGAAGACUUGUUCGCAGUCUGUUUCCGCGCAUUCUAGAGUCUCUUGUAAAGAUGAUCAAGCAUGGUACAGUUAUCUAGACACAUCAACAAGUGAAAUGGAAAUACAGCUGGGCAGUAAUCCGAAAAUGAGCAAUUUCGAAAUGGUUGUUAGAAGCAGAAGUUCAUCCUCUUUGGAGAACAUCACUGAUACCAGUAGUAAAGUAUUAAAAAUAUUCGAUAAUGUUGUCGAAGAGGAGGAACAAAAGUUACCCUGCGAGAAUAUUACAGAGCUCGACGAUAAAACCGAGAAAAAUGAUGCAAAUAACGAAUGCAAUUACCUUCCAAGCAAAGAAUUAUCUGUUUCCACUCCGUUAAAAGAAACUGCUAAGACUCCGGCACAAGCACUGUCCGAAAGAGACUCCGCUAAUCAUAGUCCAGUUUCCGCUGUUUUAGAAGGUAGCGUUACCGAUGAAGCUCGAAGCGAAGGAAGCACAGACAGCGGAAAAGGCGGAAGUAUCAACGGUCAUCCAAAGGAUACUGCAAACCCGGUGUUAUAUGAGUUUAGUAUACCACAGAAUUUAGUAGGAAGGCUAAUUGGUCGUCAUGGAAGCUUCUUACAGAGUAUUCGAGUUAAAGCUGAAGUGUAUAUAGUCGUUAAACGUCAUCCUACAUCGAGAAAUCAGAAAGUUUGUGCCAUAGAAGGUUCCACAGAAGGAAUCAACAUUGCCCUAGAUAUGAUACGAAAACAGUUCCCUGAGAAAAAGUAUCCUCACGUAACCCUUGAACAGAUUUCGCCAUUAAAAAUACCAGAAGAAAUUCCAUGGGUCGCUGAGUUAAUACAAUUGUCUUUAGUGGAAGGGAUGAACAACGAUGUCGUCGUUUGUCACAUAGUCAAACCAAAUCGUUUCUUCGUACAGCUUCCUACUCACCCUACGUACCCAUCCUUGCGGAUUUUAGACGAAAACAUGACACGAUUAUACGACACCAUAGAAUCACCUUCAGCUCCAGACGAGCUUAGUAGGGGUAUGAUUUUUGUUACGAAAUGGUAUAAUAAGUGGGUGAGGGUAUAUCUUGAACGACCAGAUCCUAAUGGCGAACGGCAUCUAGUAAGGCUUGUCGAUCACGGUGGAUAUUGGUAUUUCAGUAGUUCUGAGAUGAAAAAAAUUCGAUCAGAUUACCUUACAUUGCCGUUUCAAGCAAUUGAAAUAUUUUUAGCGAACGUUCAACCGCGGAACGGUGAGUGGGAUCAAGAAGCGUACAAUGUAGUUCUUCAGAUGUGUAGCGGAAUUGUCGGUCAAGCUCAAAUAGCAGGAUACAUUAAUAAUAGUACAUACGUUAAUUUAUAUCUUAAUAUUCAGAAACAUGGAGUGAUAUCUCUUGCCGAUGAACUGGUUGCCCGUGGAUUUGCGGAACCUGUACCGUUGGAGAGCAUAGUUCCAGAAGAAGUAUCAUUUUCUUAAGGUACCAAUUUGAAGUUUAGUCUUUAACUAAUUGUACUGUAAUGAAACUGUACGGUGAUAAUACGUGAUCGUGUAAUAUUUUUAGUCACUAAUUGCGUAUAAUUUGUAUUCGUUUCUUAGUCGGAGUUUUAUAUUUCAUAAUUUCAUACUAAGUGAAAGAGGAUACAAAUAUUUCUGUUAAACGAAAGUUACAUCGACAGUAAAAUCUUCACUAUGAUUAAUACUGUUUCAUAUUUAAUUAAGCUUAAGUCGAGUCACAUGACAUACAUAGCAUAUAUUCUCUUAUUAAUAUAUUCAGUAUCAUUGGACGUAUAUAAAAAAAAAAUAGUUAUAUUCAAUGAGCAUUUAUAAAUACUCCUCGCGUAUGAUUUGACAAGUACAAAUGUGGAUUAUGUUUAGUGUGACAUGUUUACACGCAAUGUUUAAUCGAAUUUUUUAUUACCGUUUUUUUUUUUCACAAUGGCGGGGAAAAAAAGUUUAGAUCAAAUAUUCAUGGGCAGUAGAAUAAUCGUAUGGAGAAAACACCUUGAUUUUCGUACUUAUUAUGUGCUGUCGAGAUGUACGAUAGACAUUUACCAAUCUCAAAAUGUACAGUACAUAUGAUACAUAUUGAACGCCACAUUUCUAAGGGGCUGGUUAAAUAAUCUUGUACAUUGAAUUACGAUAUUUAAACGAUCUAUAACAUAGGUGCAGCAUUUUUUAUGGUAUGAUAACAUAACAUACGUCCUUUAUAAGCUACAAUAAUAAAUGAAGAAGAAAAAAUAUCGAGAAAUUUGAAUUGCAACAAUCACAUGGUACUUUGGUCCAUGAUACUUUUAUUUUUGGAACUAUUGUCUUUUUUUUUUGGUGUUACGCGAAAAAAAUAUGUGUGGGACAAAUCCUACAGAUGACACUUAGGCGGCUUCGCUAAUCAAUUGAAAUUCAAACGAUUGCAUUAGUUCAUAUUCAGGAUAAUAGAAGCACAGAAAUGAAAUGUAAACUCUGAGACUGUUAGGGGAAAAAAUGGGAAGUUGCGUAUUUAACUUUUCCAUUAUAGGCAAAUUUCGAGAUCACACAUUUUUGUAUAUAGUGUAACAUUUCUUCUCCGUAUAUAAAAUAUUUAUAAUAUACCUUAACGAUAAUAAUAAUGAUGGAAAUGAGAAGAAAGAAAAAAAGAUGCAACGGUUAGACGUUGGUUAGCUCUACACGGUGAUAAAUAUGACAAGAUAAAGAUAGCAAAUUUAUAUAUUUUACACUUCUCAAACACGGAUAGAAAAGUGAUUGUAUUAUAACUAUUUCGGACGAAUCGGGAAAUUCGCUUCUCUAAUACGACUUAUGGUAUCUAUUACAGGUUGUAUUUGUUCAUCGUAACGCGAUUUUUAGUACAUUAAGGUAUAAGAAAGACUUAUUUUUGUCUAAAUUCACAUAGCAGUGUUAUUUUCAUUCUAUUAUUUCAUCUUUUCUUUUUUUUUUCAACGAUUGAGCUUUGAUACUGAAAGAAAUCGUAUUUAUAUGGCGGUGGUAUUCGCGAAAAUCGGGAUUAAUAUCUCAGAAUUGUUAAAGUAAAGAAACUAUAAAUAUUAAUAUUAUCUAUAUACACUUUUAAUGUUAGAGGCUUAUCGUAUAAUAUAUAUAUACACACACAUAUAUAUGUUAUAUGUUGAAAGAUUAGCUAAAUUAUUUUCAAUAAUGGAAAGGAAACGCGAUUUCUAUAAUUAUUUGUUUCUCUGUAUAAUCGUAAUUUCUUCCUGUAAUUUUCGCUUCCUUAAUCCCGGUAGAAGUUUCUUAAAUGUUUACAAUAUUUUAAUUGUACACUGCCAUCGAGCAGGCUUCCCAAGGCUGGUAGCCUUUUUUUCUUUUUCCUUUCAUAGAUCGUACGAUGUAUCGUUUGUAAUUUUAUAAUUAUAUUAAUGUUCAUCGAUCCACUUCAAAUGUUCCGUUUAUUCUAUUUGUAAACAACUGAACUGUAUUGGACAGCCGUAUUAAUAAUUUAUGUAAGAAUUACUACUGUAAGCGUGAGAAAAAUUGAAGAAAAUUUGCAAAAAAAAA
Messenger RNA from Osmia lignaria (orchard mason bee), 4157 nucleotides. It is a transcript of the gene spoon, whose product is annotated as A-kinase anchor protein spoonbill. Gene Ontology annotation, molecular function: RNA binding. NCBI's taxonomy places the organism in Eukaryota, Metazoa, Arthropoda, Insecta, Hymenoptera, Megachilidae. The record is from RefSeq and is a predicted model, not a curated record.